UAGGUUAUGGCCAUUGUCCUGGCGUCGCCUGAACACUUAGGUGAGUCUCAGGUGCAGUUAUAGCCCCAGACCUCCGACUAAAGCCUGCUGGAUACAAACACAGCAGCCGAACAUGCGCCUCGAGGCCUGAUUCACCUGAGAUCCGACCCCUCCUGUCGAGCGAGGACUCCGGCAUGUACUCAAACACCCAGCCGGUGAGGCACCCGGCUCAGACGCUGUCCCUGCACAGCCAGUACCUUCCGUCUGCUUAUGAUUUUCCAGGCUACCACCACGCCGUUUCGGGGAUCGCCGACCCGUCGACGACCACCUGGAACCCCGUUUACACCCCACGGGAGGAAUACCCCUUCAGCUUCCCCAGCCCCAGCGCGGGGCAGUCGAACUACAUCUCCCCGGAAUUCAACAACGCCCCCUCAGCCGCUGGAGGAGGAGGGUCUCUCACCCCUUACAUCUCCCAGGACCCCUUCGGCUCCAGGAGGAGACCACCUGAGCCCAUCAGACAGCCAUUUCCAGUUGGAAAGACUCGGACAAAGGACAAGUACAGGGUGGUGUACACAGACCACCAGCGGCUGGAGCUGGAGAAGGAGUUUCAGAGCACCCGCUACAUCACCAUGAGGAGGAAAUCCGACUUGUCAAUGGCUCUAGGACUCUCCGAGAGACAGGUGAAGAUCUGGUUUCAAAACAGACGUGCAAAAGAAAGAAAGAUCAACAGGAAGAAGCUGCAACAUUUCCAGCAGGCCUCCACGACGACUCCCACCCCACCGGUUCUCAGUGCCCUCGCUGAGGCCCAUGUUACCUCCAGCCCCGGCGCUGGCACCAGCAUGCUGUCGGACAUAAAGACAGAGGAGUACUAGCUGGAUUCCUGAGCUGAGACAGAGAGCGUAUCCGGAAUGUAAAUAGUAUUUUGUUUUUAUGAGUUCAACACAAAGUGAUUAAUCGUUCAUUUCACUGAUGCCUCAAAUACAUUUUUUUACAGUGUGAAGCUACGUUGUAAAACCUUAAAAAAUCAUUCACAUUUUGUACAAGUAUGGACUAUUAUCAGAUCAACACAUAUCUAUUGUCAAUUUUAGAGUCUAUAUAAUGCUGUGAAAAAAUAUUUGCCCCCUUACAAUUUUCUGCUGGGUUUUUAUUUGUUUUUCUUACUGGAUAAUAAACACGUUUUAAUUUCAGACAAAGGGAACCUGAGUUAAUAUAAACAUAUAUUUAAAUUUAAAAAAGAAAUUAUGUUAGGAAAUUAGGAAAAAACUAUGCAAAACAACCUGCCCUUAUGUGAGAAACAUAAACCAAUAUGUUUUACCUCUGAGGAGAUUUAAAACAGAUGGCAAAGUUAUUGACGUUCAUCAUAUCUGAAAGUAAUAUCAUGUAUAAAGAAAACCAAAAACCACAGUGAGAGCCUACAAUGCCUCGUCCAGGCUGUCAAAAAAAACAACAAACCACAGGACAACAGCUUAGCCACUGUAGAUCAAACUGCAUUAGAUCAAGUUAGAGUCCACAAUUCGAAAAUAAUUCAAAGUGCCUGAGGAUAAAUUUAAGCAGUGGAAGAGCUCUAAGAUGAAAACCUAACAACUGCUGACUAAAAAGUGAACUUUUUUUAUUUUUAUGAAUGCCUCCAUACACCUUGCACAACAAUUACAUACAAUUUCAGAAAGUAUUACAAUAACAGAUGUUGCCACCAAUAGAUUUUAGGGUCCGAUGAUUUGAAAAGGGUUUUUUUUCCCUUGACAAAUGUAUUCAUAAUUUUAAUAUAUCUGGUUAACUUUGGCUGGUGAUCUGACACAUUUAAGUGUGACAAGUUAGUGCAAUUUUGUACUAUAAAAUAUGUCAUUCCAUCACUGUAUGUGCUGGUCAGUCAAGAAACACUGAAACAACAUUUUCACAUGUUCUGUUUGAAGGAACAAAAAGAAUGAAGUUUGUUGGGUUCAGCUUGGUCUAAUGUUAACUGUAUGCUGCAUUAAAAUGUUUCUUGUGGUCAUUUUUUAUCUGA
This is a messenger RNA of Gambusia affinis (western mosquitofish), 1981 nucleotides long. RefSeq names its product caudal type homeobox 1a (gene cdx1a). The record is from RefSeq and is a predicted model, not a curated record. The transcript is spliced from 4 exons. Gene Ontology annotation, biological process: embryo development; cell differentiation; anterior/posterior axis specification. Gene Ontology annotation, molecular function: DNA-binding transcription factor activity, RNA polymerase II-specific; RNA polymerase II transcription regulatory region sequence-specific DNA binding. The coding region runs from base 174 to 851 and encodes 225 amino acids. Gene Ontology annotation, cellular component: nucleus. NCBI's taxonomy places the organism in Eukaryota, Metazoa, Chordata, Actinopteri, Cyprinodontiformes, Poeciliidae.